Molecule: messenger RNA, 3602 nt
Organism: Contarinia nasturtii (swede midge)
Lineage: Eukaryota; Metazoa; Arthropoda; Insecta; Diptera; Cecidomyiidae
Exons: 11
Coding region: 201-3134 (977 amino acids)
Biological process (GO): termination of RNA polymerase II transcription
Cellular component (GO): nuclear body
Molecular function (GO): transcription termination site sequence-specific DNA binding; helicase activity; protein binding
Source: RefSeq, a predicted model, not a curated record
CAGAACAUAAACGUGUUUGACAUUUGUUUAUUUUGAGAGUUGGAUUCACGGACGAGCACACCGCUUGUUGUUAUCUCGUCGUCGAUUGAAAUAUUUUAUUGUGUGUUUAAAAAAAUUGUAUUAAAACUGCGGAUGAAAAAGUACAGUUUUUUAUUAAUUGUGGUGGUUGAGUUUUAACUAAAGUGUAAAAUAAAAACAAAAUGCAACAUAUAAAGCGGGAGCCAGUGGUUGAGAGGCCAAAAUUGUCUCUGAUUGCUGUAAGCGAAGCAGCAAGAAAAUUUAAAAAUAUCUUCGUGCUAGAACCAAAUCGAAAUUAUACGGUGGGUCGAGAGAAAACCAGUGAUAUUUAUUUGGGCUCGCCCCUAUGUAGCAAAAGUCAUUGCAUAUUACAAGUGGGCGAGGAAGAGGUGAUUGUUAAAGAUCAGAGUUUGUAUGGUACUCGUGUGAAUUUUGUGAAUUAUAAAGACAGUCGAUGCAUUUUAACCGAGGGUGAUUUGAUUGGAUUCGGUUGUGCAACAAAUACCAAGCAUCUGAAGGAUAAAAACGAUCAUAAAUAUUAUGUGUAUCGUUUUACAAUUGGAAGCGGCCUAAACUCAUCGGAAACGAUUGAAUUAUUGUCGGACGACGAUGAUGAUGAUGCUGUGAGAAAUAGAGGUAUCAGCGGUUUUUGUGUGGAAGAUGCUGUUGAAACGGACGAUGAAGAUUGCCCGUCGGCAGAUGAAAUGGAUGUUAAACCAGACAUUCACAGUUUAAUGCGAACGGUGCAUCUUGGUGUCGAAAUAAAACAAGAAAUCGAUUAUAAUUGUUAUAAAUACGAUACGGGAAGUCAAAGUGAACCGAUUAUCGUGAAUGAUAUACCGUAUGCUGUCGAUGAUGAAGAUAAAUUCAAUGAAGAUAUUUUGAUAUGUGAACCACCACGUAAACGAAUUCGACCAACAGAUGUGAACGAAUUCACCAGCCUUCUGGCUAGUGAAACCGAAACAGAACUCGAAUCCGAAUCAAAAGAUGAAGAAAAUGACACAAUAAAUGAAUCUGGUUCAGAACAAAUUUUUGCACCCGAAUACCAAAUGAGCGAUACAACACGCAAAGAAAAAUGUAAAAUUGUUGUACGAUCACGUGGUCAACAGCUUGCAACUGAUAUGCUUAUGUCCGAAAAAUUAUUGAUGAAAAAUAUAAAUGAAGCAAGUGCACCGGUGCAAGGGACGGCUGGUGCAAAGACACCAGCUGGUCCAUCCACAUCGACAUUCAUUCUAGAUUCAACCUAUUUACCCGAACCGGAAUUUAGCAAAAUUUCGAUUCAAGAUUUGAACAAUCAAUUCAUUUCGGAAAUUACAAAAUGGAACUAUGCAUGGAUUCGAGACAAGAACCCAAAUCCACUGCAAUAUCAAAUGCAAGUGAAACCACUUGGCGUAAAUUUUGCGAAUUUGGCCGCGUUUCAAAGGCAAAUAAAAAACUUUCUACUCAUGGAAAUAUAUUCGAUCGUGUACACUGAAUUUCACCGAAUUCACAAACGGAGCCAAAAUACAUUUACAAAAUUGAUGGAUUACCAAUAUGACGAAAAUUUGAAGCGUUACAUUUAUACAUGCUUUGCUGAGACUAAAGACUGUCGAGUGGCUGAGAUUCUCCCGGGUGAUUAUACUGUUGUGACAACCCACAAAGGACAUUGUAUGGCAUUCGUUACGUACGCUCGCCGGGAGUCAAAUGGAUGGCAAUUCGAAAUGCAAAGUGCCCAUGUCAUAGAAAAAGAUAAAAAAUUCAAACCGAAAUGUCUUCAAGUCACCUUUGUAGCGAAUGUUCAAGCAAUGUUGGAAUAUUUUAUCAGUUUGUUUGAACUCAGAAAAUCAUCACUCCUAGAGGUGUUUUUAUGUCCAAGUAGUCAACAUGUGGAUCAAUCUCAAACUGCCAAUGACUUCAGUAAAGGAGACAAAUUCACGGACAUUUUGGAAAAAAUCUAUGAGAAAUGUGCGAUUUCAUUGAUUGGAUGCCGCAAAAUUUUGUUAGUCAAUGGUGGUGCCGGAACGGGGAAAACAAAAUUCAUUUGCAGUCUACUUAAAAAGUUCAAAAAUGAAAAUUUUCAAUACACAAAAUCGAUUUUAGUUUGUGGCAUAAAGAAUGUUCUCGUUGAUCAAAUGGCAGUGGAAGUUUUUCGGGAUAUAACCAGCAUCGCACGAUUUGGAAAAUUCUCAAACAUGAGGAGUGAUGUUCGCACAAAAAUUGGCGUCGAAAAAUUCAGCCCGAAAUUGAAAGAUGUGAAUAUUGUAUUUACAACUGUAAGCAAUGCCGUUGAUUUGUUGCAUGUCGAUAGAUCAUUUGACGUGUGCAUUGUGGAUGAUGCUUCACUUUGCUCAGAAGCCGAAAUUUUGCCACUAUUUCGGCUGAAAUUGACCACACUGCUAUUGGUCGGCGACGAAAAACUUCAGACCUCAUCAACGAUCAAUGAAUGCUGUCGUGAUAAUGGAUACUCUCGUUCGCUGUUCACUCGUGUCAUUGCCAGUUACAAGCAAUUGAAUUCGGAACGAAUUCUCUAUCCAACGCUGUACGAACAACAUCGAAUGCUGCCCGAACUAAGUUUAUGGCCAAACAAGUUUUUCUAUCAAAACCAGAUGAAGAUGGGAUCAAUCGCACGUUGUGCGCGAUCUCCAUUCCACCCAUACACCGUGUUCCAAGUCAAUCAAAUCGAAGAUAUUGAAAUUGACUUUUUAAAACAACUUUUAGAAUUUUGCUUGCAAUAUAUCGAACCGAAGAGAUGCUCUUAUGGAAUCAUCUGUGGGCAUCCGAGCUCGAAAGAUGAAAUCGAAGCUCAGAUCAAAGAAAAUCAGCGAUUCAGUGGAAUUGAAGUCAGUGGAUAUGAUUCAUUUCAAGGCCAACAAAAAGACAUAAUUAUUAUGGUGGCAUUGAAGCCAACCAAUGGAUUUGAACUGUUUAGUACAAAGGAAACGUUAGGCAUUGCUCUUACUAGAGCUAAAGAAUCGCUUAUCUUUUGCGGUAAUUUCCAACAUGUAACCACCGUUGUCGAUUCAAUGACGAGCAUAUGGACGUCAUUACUUAGUGAUGCCAAAACACGAAAACGCUUCUAUGACCUCAACGGAAUGUUUGAUGAAUCGCUGGUUAAGAACGUAUUGAAGAAUCGGUGAAUCCGAAGAGGCCCACCUCUAUAUACUCAUUUUCCAGCUUUUUUUACUAGUUAUAACGGCCCACGACUUUUUUUUAAUGAAAAGACAAAUUAGCAGUAAAAUAGUUUUAAAAAUGUAUUUUUUGAUAUCAUUUACAAAUUUACAAAAAAGUAUGGAAUCGGAUUUCGAUCAAAACGUGGCGAAUUGUAAUUCAAUAUUUUGCGACUUUUUUGCGAGAAAAAUUCCAUUUUUUGUAUUUAUAAAAAAAUUUACAUGAAAAAUUUUUGCAAAUUUUAAUUGAAGUAAGAAAUUAUUUUACAACUUCAAUAAACUUUGUCUGUUUGCAACUAGGGAUCUGGACAAAAAAAACUCCCACAAUUUUAAAUUUAGUUGAAAAUAACAAAGAAAGAAAAACUUUAUUUAAAACACUGUAUUUUAGCUUAAAGAGCAAUGAAUUUUCAAAUAAAAUAUUAAAAUGUUAAACUGAUU